Molecule: messenger RNA, 4224 nt
Organism: Exophiala aquamarina CBS 119918
Lineage: Eukaryota; Fungi; Ascomycota; Eurotiomycetes; Chaetothyriales; Herpotrichiellaceae
Exons: 2
Coding region: 1-4224 (1407 amino acids)
Biological process (GO): phosphorylation; phosphorelay signal transduction system
Molecular function (GO): phosphorelay sensor kinase activity; protein binding
Source: RefSeq, a predicted model, not a curated record
AUGGCCGCUGAAAUCGCUCUCGCUGCCCUCGCAACACUACCCACCCCUCUGCUGGUCCUCUCCUCCUUGAAGACCGUCAUCAUGGCCAAUAAUGCCAUAGGGCUGUUACUUGGACUUGAACAACAUGAUCCACAGUUGACAAUCACCGACCUGUUGAGAAAUCAGACCUUGUCGCAAAUUGGCAUUGACAUGGUUUCCGAUGGCGCACCCAUCUGGGUCAGUUGGGACAAGUUUCUAGACAAUGUUGCGACUGGCUUCUCGCACGCUUCCGAGGAAUCUACCUCUCCAGGUGACUUCCUCCCAGGUAUCGCAAGCGGCGAGACGACCCCGACAGCCAUCCCAGAACAGCCGAGAGGUCGUACUCCCAUGAGAAGGAGAACCCACAAAACUCAAGAUACAGUUGUCGAUGUGGUCUUCUCCUUCAGAGCGAGUCACUCCCAUGCACGCCUUCCUUCUAAUACGCAAUCACAGGCUCGGAAUUCCCCAAUACGAGCUUCAUGUCGCAUGAUCAUUUCCAUCUGGUCGUUAGACACUGAACGUUUCUUCACUCUAAGUUUCACCAGCCCGCCCGAUCCCAGUCGUUCGAGUCACCAUCGACACAAUAAUCAGGCUCGACCGUCACAACGGACACCAUCCUCCCAUUCUACCAAGUCCUCUCGUUCCUCUCAAUCCCAAACCCCGAGUUCUUCCACCUCAAAUUCUCAAGUCAACUCCCCUGCUGAACAUGUCCUUGGCGCUUUCCCACCUACCAGUUCUUCUGCCCAGUGUCUUCCUCCACCAACAGUUACCGAUUUUCAGAAGAUCGUGAAGAUGAAGAAUGCUAUGCUGAAUGCCAUCGACAUUCCACUGAUCACAGUCUGGCGCGACGAGAGUGUCGUAUUUCCAAAUAAAGCUGCCAGGAAGUUGUUGGCUGUAGAGGCCGAUCCCACUUCUGACGUAAGUUACGAUUUCAAAUCCCGUUUCGCCCCAUGGUCCUCCGACUUUUCGCAUGAGCUUGCCGAAGAAGAUAAUCCCAUUGUCACUCUUUGUCGUACCCAGAAACCAUUUUCUUGUUGGAAGGUGGGGAUGAUCGACCAAGGGACGACAAAGAGAUCUACCUUCGAUGUGAGCGGUCAUCCUGUAUUUGAUGAAAAGUCUGGUGACUUCUUGGGCGGUCUGAUGGUUUUCAAAGAUUCCACAGAAUAUACAGAGAAGAUUGCCUCACAAUCAGCUCAAAACGAGGAGCAAUUUCGUCUCAUCUGCGAAACAAUGCCGCAGAUGCUGUGGACCACCCGUCCCGACGGUUUCCAUGAUUACUUCUCACAACGAUGGUAUGACUAUACUGGUUUAACACCAGGCGAUAGCAUAGGUCUAGGCUGGAAAUUACCCUUCCAUAAAGAGGACAUGCCAGAGACCAGCCGUAAAUGGAUGCAUUCACUGGCCACCGGAGAGGAAUACAGGGUACAAUACCGGUGCAGGAGGUACGAUGGAGAAUGGAGAUGGAUGCUCGGCCGUGCCUCGCCUCUGAAGGAUCACAAAACUGGGAAGAUCCUUAAAUGGUAUGGUAGCUGCACUGAUAUUCAAGAGAUCAUUGAUGCCAAACUAGCCGGUCAACAAGCACGCCAGAAUUUGCUCGAUGUCUUGAGACACUCUCACAUGAGUUUAUGGAUCAUCGAUCGUGAACAAAAGGUUACAUUCUUCGAAGGGGGUUUUCUUGAUAAUGAGAGCACCCCUGCUGGAAAAAUUGGGAUGUCAAUCUAUGAUUUGCUAGCCAACUUUCUCGACCCGAAUUCUACCUCGGAGUUUGAAGAUGCCGUUGGACGAACAUUGUCAGGAGCGUCCGAUCUGGAAGUUUGCGAGAACAAAGUCAAUGAGCGAUGGUUCCGGUCCAAGCUAGUUCCACUCAGAAGAAAAUGGGGUCCCAAUGGUGCCGAAGACGAUGAUUCCGUUGUGGGGGUCAUUGGCAUUGGUACCGAAGUCACUCAGAUGCGCCAGAAAGAGCAGGAGAAUAUUAAGCUGCUGGCUAACGAGGGGGCAGCAAAGGCAGCAAGCAAAAUGAAGAGCAACUUCUUGGCGAACAUGAGCCACGAGAUUCGAACUCCAAUUGCAGGCGUUCUAGGAAUGUCAGAGUUGUUAAUGGACACGGUCCUCGACAGCGAGCAGAGCGAAUUCGCUCAAAAUAUCCAACGAUCUGCAAAUUCCCUCUUAACAGUCAUCAACGACAUUCUCGACUUUUCCAAAAUUGAGUCAGGCCGCCUCGAUAUAGAAGAGGUCCAAUUUAGCUUAGGCGUCUUGUUGCGCGACGUUAGCAAGAUGCUCUCCUUUGCCGCCCAGCGAAAAGGAUUGGACUUCGAGAGUGACGUCCAUUUGGGUCCGUCUGAUGACGUUAUUCUACUUGGUGACCCAGGACGAAUACGGCAAAUCUUAACCAACUUACUCACCAACAGCAUCAAAUUCACCUCUGACGGAUUUGUGAGAAUGAGUGCUCGUGUUGUAAGCGACACAGAUGAAACCACUCUUAUCGAGUUCACAGUGGAAGACACGGGCAUAGGCAUUGAGGAGGAAGUCAAGAAACGACUUUUCAGACCUUUCAGUCAAGCAGAUUCAAGCACAGCCAGACGGUUCGGUGGCACAGGCCUUGGAUUGACUAUAUGUAAAAAUCUUGUGGACUUGAUGCGUGGAUCCAUCCAAUUGGAUUCCAAAUUGGACGCGGGGACAAAGGCAAUAUUUUCCAUACCAUUUAAGAAGGUUGAGUACAGGACUGGAACUAGCGCUGCAUUGCUUGAGGUGGGCAGUAUGCCGGAUCGGCUACAGUCUGAGCUUUCCUUAUCAAUGGACGGAUCAGCAAAUGAGGAGAGCAGAAAGUCCUCCAGAAUAUCUCCACCCCUAAAGCCUCCUGGAUUUCAGAACUCCAAACCAUCUAUUGGUGCGCCUGCCCAACAGGUCAUUUUGAACCCGCCUAUCGAAGAGCAGAUCGAUCGUGGAAAUUUUCACAUCCUCGUUGUUGAAGACAAUCCUGUCAAUCAACAAAUUGCUCUCAGAUUCAUUAAAGCCCUCAAAUUCUCGGUUAGUGCAGUCUGGAAUGGCAAGGAGGCGUUGGAAUACCUUUUAAAGGCCACUUCUUCAGACUUGACGGCAGAACAAGCUAAGAGCUACCCCAUUCCCUCGCUUGUAUUGAUGGAUGUACAAAUGCCAGUACUCGACGGAUAUCAUGCUACCCACAUGCUCAGGCACCAUGCUCCGUUUACGACCAUACAAGCAAUCAACCAGAUCCCAAUAGUCGCGAUGACCGCUUCCGCCAUCCAGGGUGAUCGAGAAAAGUGUGAGAGGGCGGGAAUGGAUGACUACAUGGCCAAGCCCGUGAAAAGAUCAACUCUCGAGACAACCAUUCUGAGAUGGAUCAAAAGCGGACGCUCUCUUAAGGAGGUAGCAGAAACCGAGAAGCCCCCUCUUGCAAUGUCCGCAACAGAUCAUUCUUCUGACUGUGCAGCACACGAUGCUAUCGCCGCCGAAUUCCUUGCGGCAAGCUCGGCCACUAAGCCGCAACUGGAACCGAUUUUGGGCCUUGACCAGGACGUUCCUAAUAAUGUCGGCAGAGCUCCAGCCAGGAGAUCGAGUGUAUCUAGGUCUUUAAUGAGUACACAGCUCAGAGGAGGAGAAACUGAGGGCGACCGUGUGAUGUGCAGGGCGGAUGCGGAGGACCAGGCAAGAGAUCUUCGUGAUGCGAAACUGUUUCAAGCCACCGAAAACACAGCAAGCCAAAGGCCAAUAGUCACACUCGGGCCCGGGACACCUCCCAGCUCUGUUGCAUACGACGUACCUAUCAGUCAAUCGGAAGCGAUACAGAUAGGUGCGUCUCCUACUGCCUUGACAGUGGAGAAUGUCACGUACUUCAAUCUUACGCGAGAUGCGGACAUGGACUUACUAACAAGGCCGACCUCUCCAAGUAUCACCUCGAGCCGCAAAUUGAAUGCUUUUUCUGAUAUCCCAGGUCCACCUCCUGAGGGUCUUCUGUCUGCAGUGGAUAUCGCAGGAGUUGACGCGAAUGCUGAAGCUGUGGUUCAGGCUCUCUUGGACGAUGCUCAGCACUCGGCGGCUGCAGACAAAGCACCUCUACAAUUGGGAGCGCCGUCUCCCAGGAACAGGAAAAAUCAUGGCGCAUUGUCUGUGGAUGAUAGACAACAGAGCGACUGGUCGACCAGCACAGCGCGACCAGAGAAGAAGCAUGUCUCAGGCCACGGAUAA